CAGGGUUACGACGCCCCAAAGGAUAUUCAUCCUCUGUAUCUAAUCAGCGCUGAGGGAGGAAAAAUGAACCAUAGUCAGCUUCUGUGUCAUCCUUCCGAAGAUAUCCAGAAACUAUCCGGGCCUUAUGCAGAUUUGAAACAAAGUUUAGAGGGUGCAUUACGUUGGGUAGUAGAAAAGGUUUUGCUGCUUCAUCCUGAUACCUUUCAAGAGAUUCUGGCUUCUGUGGAUCUUCUUCCUAUGAACGAUACUUCACCAAUCUCUCCUUUCACAAGUAUUGUGUUUAACCUCAAUGUCGGUACUUUGGCUCACAGAGAUACCAAUGACAAAUAUGCCUGUAUCUGUAUAACUGUGGGUAACCCACAAGGAGGAGAGUUAGGCUUAUAUGAGCCGCGGCUCCUAUUAGAAACUCGUAACGGAGAUGUAGCAGUUUUCUUUUCUGAUAGAAUUACUCAUUUUAACUUACCUUAU
Molecule: messenger RNA, 468 nt
Organism: Lentinula edodes (shiitake mushroom)
Lineage: Eukaryota; Fungi; Basidiomycota; Agaricomycetes; Agaricales; Omphalotaceae
Exons: 2
Source: RefSeq, a predicted model, not a curated record